GAUCUCGUCUUCGCCAGGAGGACUUUCCACCUCGAAUUGUAGAGCAUCCGUCAGAUGUAAUCGUUUCUAAAGGAGAGCCAACGACUCUGAACUGCAAAGCUGAAGGAAGGCCAACUCCCACUAUUGAGUGGUAUAAAGAUGGAGAGCGUGUGGAGACUGACAAAGAUGAUCCCCGCUCACACCGCAUGCUGCUCCCUAGUGGAUCUUUAUUUUUCUUACGAAUCGUACAUGGACGCAGGAGUAAACCAGAUGAAGGAAGUUAUGUAUGUGUUGCAAGGAACUAUCUAGGAGAAGCUGUGAGUCGUAAUGCUUCGCUGGAAGUAGCAC
This is a messenger RNA of Podarcis lilfordi (Lilford's wall lizard), 327 nucleotides long. NCBI's taxonomy places the organism in Eukaryota, Metazoa, Chordata, Lepidosauria, Squamata, Lacertidae. The record is from the annotation of a GenBank genome assembly.